CGUUUUCUAUGGCCUCGACGCCCAGACGUAAACAAACAAAGCAGCUGAGCAGAAGCUCCAGAAGGUUGUGCGGACGUCCUCGUGUUUCUUCAGAUAAAACUACUUCGGUUUCAUUAUGCCAGUGCAGACAGAUGGACCAGAGGAUUAUAAGGCCAAUUACAAGACAUUGAAGAGGAAAUUGAAACUCCUGAUAUAUGAGAAUGAGUGUUUCCAAGAAGAACUUCGGAAAGCCCAGAGAGCCCUCCUGCGGGUGCGCCGAGACAAGUCCUUUCUCCUGGAUCGCCUCCUGCAGUACCAUCGGGGUCCUGACUCAUCCUCGGACUCUGAGCAAACAGAAGAGUCGGACACAGAAAAUGAUGCAAAGUUGGACACAAAGAGUUGCAGGAAAAGGUUAAGUUUGGAGGGAUCUGGUGGUGGUUCCAACAGCUCUCAGGGCCCCCUUGGAAAGCCGCCCUUGAAGAAAAAGAAGUCUAGCAACAACUCUAGCAGCAGUAGCAAGUCCAGUAAACAGGGCUCGAAACAGGAAGGAAACAAAACCGCAAAACAACCUGAAGAGACCCAAACAUCAUUGGAAAAUAUUUUUCUCGCAGCCGAGCUUCUCAAAUGCCAUCAAUCUCAUCCCUCUCUCUGUCACUCCACUACCAAGAUUGCUGCAGGCUCAACCAUCACCGGCUCUGAUGUAACAAAUAGUGGGGCUAUGGUACGCAAGCUUGCAGGAAGCAACGUACCCUCUGGGUCUUCACCUGCACAGCUCCCGACCCGAAGGCCUGGCAUGGGAGGCAGCACUGGGGUGGCCCACACAAGUGACGGACAGCUCAGCAGGGAGGAGGUGGAGCGUCGUCUGGCAGCGCGGCAGCCCAUGAACGACUUCACCACCACCGUCUCACUAACCUUGCCCAACCAGCUGUUCUCCGACAACAUUAUGGAAGGAGACUUCAUGGAGGAGGAAGUUGAGACGUCACCAAGCUACAUCGAGGAAGAUGUCACUGUGGAUUAUGACUGAUGUUAAAGUGUAUAAUUGAGGAAUGCAUCAGAAAAUAAGAUAAAAUCUUUUGACUGGUGUGUAGCAUAUACAGUUAGGCUUAUGUGAAGUUGUAUGAUAGAAGAUAUUAAGGUAUAAGUAUCAUACAAAACCG
Penaeus monodon (black tiger shrimp) is the source of this 1136-nucleotide messenger RNA. Its product is annotated as sericin-2-like. The record is from RefSeq and is a predicted model, not a curated record. Gene Ontology annotation, cellular component: nucleus; Ino80 complex. NCBI's taxonomy places the organism in Eukaryota, Metazoa, Arthropoda, Malacostraca, Decapoda, Penaeidae. Gene Ontology annotation, biological process: chromatin remodeling.